This is a messenger RNA of Lingula anatina, 1475 nucleotides long. RefSeq lists its product as uncharacterized. Lineage: Eukaryota; Metazoa; Brachiopoda; Lingulata; Lingulida; Lingulidae. The record is from RefSeq and is a predicted model, not a curated record.
UAACUUGUCAGAAGUAACGUUCCUGGAGACAAGGGGUGGGAGGAUUGUUCUAUCUCUUUGUAAACUACCGUGAGGUAAGCUGAUACUCUUAGAUCACAUCAGAGAGACGGAAGGCAGUUUGGACAGUUUUAUCAUGUAAACGAUAAAUGACAGGAUAUGAUAUAAUACAAAAAAAGCCGAGAAGAAAUUCCCAGAGACUGAACAUUGACCACUACAGGUGUUUUAAGCGAGACAGGAACGUCAGAUUACAUGGCGCUGUUAGUGGUCGACCAUGACAGCUAAGCAGACGUCUUGUCCUCGCCGUCACCGCCGCCAUGAGGACGCGGCCAGGACAGAGGAGGAGGACGAGGAAUACAUGCACCACCAUAUCGUGCUGACAGAGGACUGGCUAAGAGAGCUUCAGGUCGCCACGCCCCUGGGGGGUAGGGAUGGAGAGGAGGAGGAUGCAGUACCCCCUCUCAUGCGGCAGAUACAAACCAAUAGGAGAGAAAAGGCGCCACAGCGGGGCCAGAAUCCUCAACUAGGGUUCUUUGAAUUCCCUCGGAAACGAUUGGAAAAGAAAAUGUCUUACAGGUUCAUCAACUUCCCUGAUGAAGGGGGAGUGUCGUCCAAGGUGGCCAGACCCAGUAGAACAGACCUGGAGAGAGAACUACCUGAACUUGUGACAGGUGCCCUAAAACUAAUGAAGAAGAAAGCCACCCACAAAGACCUUCUGUACGUUAAGAAACCGUUUACAAAACAUUCGAGAUCUUUGAGUUUUCCACAACCUACAAACGUGUCAAGGAAUUACGUUGAUCAGAACACUGUGUCCGGUUAUCGACUUCCUAGCCAUCUACCCGGCGAUGUCAACUAUUUCCCAGCACGUGCUCAGCUGCCAAAUAACGGCGUCGGGGCGGAUACAGACACCUUCGUGCGGGCAUGGGUGCAAUCUGGAAGUGCAACAGACGAUUUUCUCAAUAAACUGGAUUGCCCGAAUGCGGGCAGGGAGAAUAAAUCUUCUCGUGUGAAUCAAAAGCCGGUGCAAACCAACGUUAGGAAAAUCGACAUAAAAGUUCCUGUGGACGUCACAGAGUGCAGGGUGUGGAAUAAGAAAAGAUCCACACAAUCAUAAAAACGCUAACUGAUCCGGAAUAAUUGUCAUUUUUGGUACCCGAGGCUUGAAUACGACAUUUCUAUGAUAACAGACACGCACAGUACCAGCCAUUGAGUUGUUUGGGAAUUUUUGGAGAUAUUUGCCUUAGAGGAUGAUCCCCACAACUACGUAGACCUAAUUCCUCUGGCGUCUCACUUGGCACCACGAGUAGAACAAAUCCGGGGUGGAGAUAUGACAUGAUAUUAGUGUGGAGGUCACUGACACGUGGCAUGUCUGAAUGCUACCCUCUACCAAUACCACAGACAGAUUUGUUCACUAGAUAUUCACAGACAUUUCUCUGGCAAAGGCUUAAUCUGUGCACAUUUCUGUGUCCACCGCGAAU